UCCAUUCUUCUGUGUGGCGCCAUUUGAAAACUCAACUUUGUUCAAAUCACACUUCAUCUUUUUUUUUUCUUCUUUUCUAGUUUCUAGAAAAAAACACAAACACAAGACAAAAACAAAACCAAAAACAAAAAACUCUUCAUCAUGGAACAAACCAUGAACAACAACAACAAUGUUUCUUCACCUCAAUCUCAACAAGUAUUAACAAACCCUUUACCUCAAAUCAUGAACAUGAAUGUCGGAAGCAGUGUUAGUGUUGUUAACACUACUGGAAUAACAACAACAACAACAACAUCAAUGGUGGUUUCUACCGUAGCAGUGUCAACAGCAGCUGCAACAACAGCAACAACAACGCCGGGAAGCAGUGGUGGAGGAAGCUUUGAUUUGUUUGGGAAGAAGAAAAGAGGCAGACCAAGAAAAUAUGAUGCUGAUGGAAACCUGAAUCCUAAUUACAGGAAGGUUGAAAAAACACCAACAACAACAACACCAUUGUUGCCACCACCACCUGGAUUCACUUUGUCUUCUAAUGAGUUUUCCUCCAAAAAGAUCCGUGGGAAACCAACUGGGUUUGGAAAUUACCAAAUGCUUUCUUCUUUUGGUGAAGUGUUUGCAAGCACUGCUGCUGUGGAUUUUGCACCGCAUGUGGUUACAGUUUAUACAGGAGAGGAUGUUGGUGGGAAGAUCUUGUCAUUUGCACAGAAGAGUCCAAGAGCGAUAUGCAUUCUUUCUGCCAAUGGAGCUAUCUCUAAAGUCACAUUACGGCAACUCGGUUCUUCUGGUGGUGGUAUUUUGACUUAUGAGGGUCGAUUUGAGAUCUUAUCUUUGUCUGGAUCAUAUACGGUCUCAGACACUAGCGGCAUAAGAACUCGCGAUGGUGGACUGAGUGUAUCACUUGCUGGUCCUGACGGCCGAGUGAUUGGAGGUUCUGUUGCUGGUCUACUUACAGCUGCUGGUCCUAUCCAAAUUGUAGUGGGAAGUUUCACGCCAGAUGGUAACAAGGCACUUAAAAAGAAGUACCAACGGGAACAAACGGUGGCGUCUCCAACUUCAACCGGUCCAGAAAUGGUGACAGCAGCAAGACCUAUCUCACAAGCAAAUGCUCACGGAGAAAACUUUAUGAUACCUAUUUUGUCUCAGUUACCUGAUCAUCAAAACCAGAGAGAAUCUGUCAGCGUUUCAAGCGAUAAACUGAACUUAGAUGACACACCUGAUGCUGCUACUUGGACCGGUUCCGACGAGUAUUCAGAUCAAAGAACAUCUCCCGAUAUCAACAUUUCUUUGCCGGAUGAAUAGAAAAAAAAGGUCUUGAUACUCUUUUCCUAUGACGUGAUGGAGAAGCUGACAUGGUAACUGAAUGAAACUAACAAUGGGAGUUUGUGAUGACAACUAGGCUAUUUGACACAAUGUACAGUUGUCAGAAAUUAGAAAGUAUUGUUAUUAUUAUUAUUAUGGGCUUAUAUUUUUUUGAUCUUACCAUUUGUGUUCAAAACUUGCAAGUUUUGUUUCUUUGUUUUCUUUUAGAGUUGGGAUUUAGCUAGGUGGAUGGGAUUGUUAUCAAACACAUUUUAAGCUAUUUUGUUUGGAUUGUAUUAAUCAAAUUUAUUAUUAUUAUUAUUAUUAUUAUUAUUA
Vicia villosa (hairy vetch) is the source of this 1626-nucleotide messenger RNA. RefSeq names its product AT-hook motif nuclear-localized protein 7-like. Lineage: Eukaryota; Viridiplantae; Streptophyta; Magnoliopsida; Fabales; Fabaceae. The transcript is spliced from 6 exons. Gene Ontology annotation, molecular function: minor groove of adenine-thymine-rich DNA binding. The record is from RefSeq and is a predicted model, not a curated record. The coding region runs from base 142 to 1290 and encodes 382 amino acids.